Molecule: messenger RNA, 1770 nt
Organism: Salvia miltiorrhiza (redroot sage)
Lineage: Eukaryota; Viridiplantae; Streptophyta; Magnoliopsida; Lamiales; Lamiaceae
Exons: 4
Coding region: 1-1770 (589 amino acids)
Molecular function (GO): zinc ion binding
Source: RefSeq, a predicted model, not a curated record
AUGGAGAAUGCUGGUAAUGUAGAUGAAGAUUAUGUUCCAUCGUCUGAAGCUGAGACUGAUACAAGCGCCUCUGAAGACUUGUCGGAGCCAGAGAACGUGAGAAGGGCGAGGAUUGAAUAUGCAGGGUGGCAGAAUUUGCAGAUCGACGACGAUGAUGACGAACAGGUUCCUGGAGCAGAUGAACUAACUAAUUGGUUAGUUCCGGUUAUCCCGUUGGACGCUGCAGCGGCACUUGUGGAUAUUGAAGAUUAUCAGCUACUGCCUCGGGAGUUGUCAAAGAAUAUGUAUUUCAAUAGCAAAGAUGAUCUGAUCGUUGCAAUCGAUACGUGCCCCUUCAAGCUCCAUGCAUCGUCACAAGAUGGAGCCAUUUGGGGAGUGUAUAAGUUCACCAAUGAGCACUCAUGCGACGGUGAGCUAGGGCGCGUAGCGCGAAUAAAGGCCCCCGCAAAAGUCGUCGCAGCAUAUCUAGCACAGAAAAUACACGACGAUUGUGAGAUCUUGAAGCCGAAGGCAAUCCAGCUGGAGCUGCGACGUGAGUUUGGCGUACAGAUCAAGUACGAUGUUGCAUUGCGAGCCCGUAAUCGAGCCACUAAGAUGGUUUAUGAUCGACAUGAUCAGUCCUUCGAGAUGCUGCCCAAGUACUUAUACAUGUUGAGACAAUCCAAUCCCGUGACGAAGGACGGCAACGAGAGUUUGUUCCCACUCGCGUAUGGUGUUGGCCCGAAAGAAAACGAUGAAUCGUGGACUUAUUUCAUGUCACGCAUUCGACGUGUUUAUGGCCAAGCCGAUCCACUUUUGAUUGUCUCUGAUCAACAUAUCUCCAUUGCCAAUGCUAUCAGGAAUGAGUUUCCAAAUGCAACCCACGGCCUAUGCUACUACCAUUUGCAAAAUAACCUGAAGCAUUACGAUAAGGCAGUGGUCGAGGUGUAUCGACAAGCUGCAUUUGCGUACGAGAAGUCCGACUUUAAUAGGGCUAUGAACGCCCUGAAGGUUAUGAAGAGAGCCGCGUACGAUAAACUAAUGGGGAUUGGGCCGGAGAAGUGGGCUCGUUCGAUGUGUCCUAUGCCUGUGCGACGCUACAGUUUUAUGACAUCAAAUGCCGCUGAAGCUUUUAAUUCCAGAUUGUUGUGGGCAAGAAGACUUCCUAUCUGCUCGAUGUUAGAGGCAAUCAGAAUUGUUAUUGAGAAAUGGUUCAGCGAGCGACUAAGGGCUGCACAACAAAUCGAGCAAGGCUUGACUGCUGAGGCCGGUAAAAGGGUAGCUAUUGAAGUCCAAAAAAGUCGUCGAUACACUGCACAAAGGUUGAGUGGCAUGAAGUAUAAGGUGCAAACUGCUGACAUAAGCUUUAAGGUGGAUCUGGAGAAGAAAAAAUGCGAAUGUCGAGUAUUCCAGCUAGACCAACUGCCCUGUUCUCAUUCAAUCGCUGCAAUAAGUGAGGCCGGUGAUACGAUCGCGGAGUAUGUAGACUCAUACUACACGAACGAAUUUCUUAUCGAUACUUACUCUCGCGAAGUUAAUAAUCUCCCGCCGAGACGUCAGUGGUUGGUUCCCGAGCACAUCGCUGAGCAGGUUGUAUUACCUCUGAUUGUAAAAGGUCAAUCGGGGCGCCCAAAAGAAGGAAGACAUCGAGGUGGUGGUGAAGGCAGCAGCACACAAGCAGAUGAGUCUUCUAGUAUCAGGCGUCGUAAACCAAAGAAGUGCAGCAUCUGCCAUGAAGAAGGACACAGCAAGAGAACGUGCGCUGGCAGGGCGACUGAGCCCAGGGAGUAG